Molecule: messenger RNA, 2706 nt
Organism: Hemicordylus capensis (graceful crag lizard)
Lineage: Eukaryota; Metazoa; Chordata; Lepidosauria; Squamata; Cordylidae
Gene: RAD17
Product: RAD17 checkpoint clamp loader component
Biological process (GO): DNA repair; DNA damage checkpoint signaling; mitotic DNA replication checkpoint signaling
Cellular component (GO): nucleus; Rad17 RFC-like complex
Molecular function (GO): ATP hydrolysis activity; chromatin binding; DNA clamp loader activity
Source: RefSeq, a predicted model, not a curated record
AGUCAUAUGUUCCGGAUGGAAACUACAAUUGUUGAUGAUGUCAAACAUUCUUCAAAAAGAAAGAUAGUUCCAGCUAAAGUGACUGAUUGGGUGGAGCCUUCUUUUACUGAUUUUCGUAAGAAUACAAAAUCAUCUUCUAGCAUUCCUCCUAGCAAUUCACCUACAGAUACUAACCAUCAUCAGAAGAGAAAAGAGCAUUUAUCUUUGCUAGACAGUGGUAAGAGUGGGAGAAAAAAAGGAAAGUUGCCUUCUACCGCUGAACAAUAUCAACUCUCCAAACAAAACUGCAUUGAAACUGAAGCAUGGGUUGAUAAAUACAAACCAACAUCUCAGAAUGAGCUUGCUAUUCACAAGAAGAAAAUUGAAGAAGUAGAAACCUGGUUUAAAACUCAAGUAUGGCAAAGACAGCCGAAACAGGGCGGCUCUAUUUUAUUAUUAACUGGUCCUCCAGGCUGUGGAAAGUCUACAACUAUGGAAAUAUUAUCCAAGGACCUUGGCAUUCAGGUGCAGGAAUGGAUAAAUCCUAUAUCGCUAGACUUCAAGAAAGAUGAUUUCCAAGAUGCUCUGAGCCAUGAAAAGGACUUUCAGAUACUUCCUUAUCAGAGCCAGAUCACCCUCUUUCAAGAGUUUCUGUUAAGAGCAAACAAAUAUACCAAGCUUCAGAUGGUUGGAGAAUCCAUGGAAACUGACAAGAGACUUAUUCUUGUGGAAGAUAUUCCAAACCAUUUUUAUCGUGAUCCUAGCAGCUUACAUGAAAUUUUGAGGAGGUUUUUGCGGACAGGCAGAUGCCCUCUUGUGUUUAUAAUAUCGGAUGGCUUCAGCGGAGCCAGCAACCAGAGGUCCUUAUUCCCUAAGGAGAUUCAGGAAGAGCUCCAUAUAGCUACAGUUAGUUUUAACCCAGUGGCUCCAACAAUAAUGAUGAAAGUUCUAAAUCGAAUAGCUGCAGCAGAGGCUGAUACGAGUGGAGAAAAGAGUGGUGUCCCUGACAAAGCCUCAUUAGAACUGAUUUGCAAAGGAUGCUCAGGUGACGUUAGGAGUGCAAUAAAUAGUCUUCAGUUUUCUUCUUGGAAAGAGUAUUCGUCAGAGAACAACUUGUGGUCACACAGAAAGGGGAAUUCUACAUUAAAAUGUGAUACAUUAUCUAAAGUGAAAAAGAAAAAGAAAUAUGGUAUUCCUUUGGAAAGCCAGGCAGUACAAGCUGUUGGUGGCAAAGAUGCUUCUAUCUUUCUUUUCCAUGCUUUGGGGAAAAUACUUUACUGCAAAAGAGAACCAGCAACAGAAUUGGACUUUCCUCGCCUACCUGUUCAUUUAUCAGAAUAUGAACGAGAUCCCUUGCUUGUUCAACCUGAGGACGUCAUAGAAAAGUCACACAUGCUUGGAGACUUAUUUAAUUUAUACCUUCACCAAAACUAUGUAGACUUUUUCUCAGAUAUAGAUGAUCUUGUGAGAGCCAGUGAAUACUUGAGUGCUGCUGAUUUCCUUUGCAGUAACUGGGAUGCACGACCUAUACUUCGAGAAUAUAGCGCGUCUGUGGCCACAAGGGGCAUGAUGCAUUCAAACAGAGCCAGAACCUCUGCACAGAACAAAGGAGGAAUGGGCUUUCGGCCCCUCCAUAAACCACAGUGGUUCCUAAUUAAUAAAAAGUAUCAAGAAAACUGUGCUGCUGCAAAAUUCCUCUUUUCAGGGUUCUGUUUACCACCACUCUGUCUUCAGACCCAGCUAUUACCUUACCUUGCUAUGCUGACAAAUCCUAUGAGAAACCAAGCUCAGAUUACUUUUAUUCAAGAUGUUGGAAGGCUUCCUUUAAAGAAACACUUUCGAAGGUUGAAGCUUGAAACUCUUACUGAUAAAGAUUCUGCAAUACAAGUUCUGGAUAGUGAUGAUGAAAGGGAUUUUGCUGACAUGCAACCCACAGAUGUGUUCAUCCAAAUGAAGAAAAACAAAACUGGUGAAGAUAAUGAACUAGAUGAAUUCCCUCUUUCCUCCAGUCAGUCUAAUGCAAAUGAACUGCCCAGCAGCCAACCUCAGCCAAUAGCAGCCCAAGCAAUCAUGGAGGAAGACGAGCUAAACAUUGAGGAAUAUUAUAGUGACUGAAUGUUGGAAAAUGGCAACCCCAAAGCUGUGAUAGUUCUUAACAUUAUUAUUUUUGUUCUAAUAUUUUUAUAAGAAUGCUUUUCAAAACAGACUACAAAUGCUGUUGAUAAUGUCACUUAUCACAACUUCACACCGUUACUGAUUUGUCAUGAGUUCACAUUAAUUAUUUCACAGGGUUACAACUAAUAUGGAGGAUAACAGGAUGUUGGGCUUCUCCAGUUCUCUUUAAUUUUACAUCAUAGAACCAUAACUUAUGUAUAAUUCAAAAUUUUUCCUCCCUGCCCAUAAAGUGGUGUGGAAAUAAAUAUUAUGGGCAAAUGCAUUUAUUUAGGGUUUGUAUACCACUUAUUUUAUCAUAUACAAUGUCAAAAGUUAGCAUUUCACAUGUUAAGUCCAAACCUGAGACUUUCACAUGUUAAGACAAAACAUCUAAGUUGUGAAUUGUGUACUAUUUAAUAUGUAAAUAAACCUAUGAAUGCCGUGUUAUUAAAUAGUAUUCUUAGAUGUGUUUAAACAAAGCCAUGUACAGUAUAUUUUAAUUUGACUGAGAUAUAUUUUGUUAAUUUAUCCAAGAGAAUUAAAGUAUUUUAGUCUUUGUACAAUAUCAAUGAA